Molecule: messenger RNA, 1664 nt
Organism: Cladophialophora immunda
Lineage: Eukaryota; Fungi; Ascomycota; Eurotiomycetes; Chaetothyriales; Herpotrichiellaceae
Exons: 1
Coding region: 171-1649 (492 amino acids)
Biological process (GO): wybutosine biosynthetic process; tRNA methylation
Cellular component (GO): cytoplasm
Molecular function (GO): tRNA methyltransferase activity; S-adenosylmethionine-dependent methyltransferase activity
Source: RefSeq, a predicted model, not a curated record
CAGAAAACUACCCGUCCCAAAUAACUGAAAUCUGCAUACUGUUCCGCAGCUUGCGGCCAGCUCCUGUAUUGAGUCUGAGCACGGGCUCUGUGAGGAUAUUGUGGAUAGGGAACCAAAUCGCAGGGGCACCCUGAGGUUCUUAUGUCCCUCGGGACAAUAUAUCGGGGGAGAUGACAAGAUUCAAGCAGCCCCAUUCACAGCCCGAGGGUAAAUUCAAGUCGAAGAGGGAGAGGCUCCCGAACAAUCCUCUGGUUAGGGGGGUCUACGAGUUCUGCAAAGGGUUACAGGAGCAUCGCGCGGAAAUUGCGACUACCACAGAGGACGGCUCGACUUUCGUUCUGGGCUCCCAGGAUGGCGAACAGGAGGAACCGCCAUCGGCUCCCACAGCCCUGGCUACCGCGGACAUGCCAAAGCGGUAUACACUGUACCCGCCGCUCCUCCUCCUCCCGCCCAACUUCACAACGCAAAACCCGCGGUGGACGGCGUUCUACCAUGCGCUUGGGGAGAGCGACAGGACGGAGCUAUUUCGAUGCAUCGCUGGAGCGGGGUUCAAGGGCAUGGGGAUUUCGCGGGUCGCUAUCAAUGCGCCUAUUGCGGCCGAGGUCGACCCGGGAGGCGACGGCGCCGACGGUGUCGAAGAUGUCGCCGGCUCCGUAGAAUCCGCGAACCGCGAAGCCACGCCCAAGGAACAAAACGCCCUCCGCUCUCCCUCAGGUCUGGUCCCCAUGUACGGCGACUGGGCCCCCGUGGCCGAUGACCGACAGCGUCGAGGCAGGAUUCUUCACCCCACGGCCAAGGACUUCGACGAGGCUUUCUGGGCGUCCACGUCGCAACACCAGGGGGUCGUGCAGUGCUGGGCCCCGCUGUACACGAUGUUCAGUCGGGGCAACAUCUCCGAGAAGGCGCGGAUCUUGGGGCUGCAGUCCCAUUUCCCCGGCCUUGACGAGCCUGAGUUGAACCCCCAACGGAUUGGCGAGGUCGAUGUGGUCGAUCUCUACGUCGGCAUCGGCUACUUUGCGUUUUGCUAUCUUUUCAGAGGCGUGCGCCGGGUUUAUGGCUGGGAUAUCAACCCGUGGAGCAUCGAAGGGUUGAGGAGGGGAUGUGAGCGAAACGGAUGGAGGUGUCUGGUAGUCAGGGUUGGUGAAGACGGCAGCCUGCAUGGGCAGGGAGGCGCCAGGGAACUGGCGGAGGAGAUUGCAAGGGGCGAUCACACGGGCGACAAGGAAGCAAUCGUCCGAUGCGUAGCCUUCCUCGGGGAUAACAAGUGGACGUGCAAGGUCCUCAAGGAGAUGCAAUAUGAACACGAAAGAGUUGACAACGAGGAGGGAAGGACAGGGCUGCGGUUCAAUAUCAGACAUGCGAACCUUGGGCUCCUGCCUUCUGCGAUAGCUAGCUGGGAGAAUGCUGUCAAGGCGGUAACAACCUUCAGCGAAGGCGGAACAGGUGGAUGGUUGCAUGUUCAUGAGAACGUCGAUGUCCGGGAGAUCGAUGUGAUGUCCGGGAAAAUUGUGGGCGAAGUCGACGGACUGAUACGGCAAAGAGUUCGAUGUCCGUACGCAGCUUCUGGCGCACAUGUUGAGCAAGUCAAGACAUAUGCGCCCGGCGUUAUGCAUUGUGUAUUUGAUAUUGAGAUCAAGCCCAAUGGCUGAUGUCCUUCGCCUUCC